Lotus japonicus is the source of this 2647-nucleotide messenger RNA. RefSeq lists its product as uncharacterized. Lineage: Eukaryota; Viridiplantae; Streptophyta; Magnoliopsida; Fabales; Fabaceae. Gene Ontology annotation, molecular function: protein binding. The transcript has 3 exons. The record is from RefSeq and is a predicted model, not a curated record. Bases 227 to 2206 code for a protein of 659 amino acids.
AAAUUUAUUUCUCCUAAAUAGUUACCUAAAAAGCAAAAUCAAUAUUGCCCUAGGAAGCAUGCCAAAUCUUCCCAAGACAGAGACUGCUUUAUGGGAUUAUGAAAGCUUCCCAUUUAUUCAUUUUCUCCAUUAACCUUUCAAACUCAAAUCUCCCAUUUCUCAUACUCUUCUUCAUGUAAAACCACCAAGCCUAACCUCACUCUGGCUAACAAGAAUCGAAUCAGCCAUGAACUUCAAAAUGAAGAAAAAAAUAGCCACCACCAUUCCCAAAACUCAUUACAACACCAACAACGAUGAAGAACACUCUGAUGAUCAAACUUGCAGAAGCCCUUGUCGCUGUUUCUUCUGCACCAUGAGAGAACCAGAUAGAACACUCAGAAGAUCUAGAAUAUCUACCUGCUUCAGAGAAAUGCCUCAGAGAGAGAAUCAAGAACAUGUUUUGGUGCUAAGUGCACUCUGGCAUCUCGCUAUGACUCACCCAAAUGAUCCAGAGUUCCCUUCCCUUGGCAUAUUCAAGUGCAUGGCGAAUCUAAUCCACAAAGGAAUCCACAACAAAAACUGGCUCCUCAAAGACCAAAACAUCUACAUACCCUAUUAUGCUGCUCACAUCAUUGGCUCUUACACCAUGAACAAAGAGGAGUUUGCACAAAUAGCUGUUGAAUCAGGUGUUAUCCCACCAUUGUUGGAGCUUCUGAGUGGUAAAGUCAGUUGGGUUGAGCAGAGAGUUGCUGUUAGAGCACUUGGUCACUUGGCUAGCUACAAUAGUACAUUCAAAUCAGUGGUGGAGUAUGAACAAAAAGUGGUGAAGUUGACCUUGAACUUGGCUUCUACAUGCUUAGAAGCUGUUUAUGUUGAGUUUUUUGAGGUGAAAGAUGAGAACAGAGCAAGAACAGAGUACCAUAGAAACUUGCUGACAAGAGGGAUUGGUGAUUUGGAGAUGGAGAAUCGAAAAGUGGAGGAAUGGGCAAGCCAACUUCAAAGCUGGUCUAUUUACCUUCUCAAUUGCUUUGCUUCCAAACAAAGCUCUCUAUCUCUGAAUCUCAUCUGCAAAAUUGUGUUCUUGGAGGAACUAUGUGACAUGUGGGGUGGAUUGGUGAAUCACACAUCACCAGGUGGGGUUGGACUCAUUAGAAUUCUGUGCUAUAACAAAAUUGGAAGGAAAAGUAUUUCUGAGUUGCCAAAAGUUUUGGAAACUCUAGGUAAUCUCUCAAGAUCUUCAGAUGAUUGGCAAUAUAUUGGUAUAGAUUGUCUUGUUCGGCUUCUCAAGGACAGAGAUACAAGGUACAGAGUUAUUGAUAUUGCCAUUUCAUACCUCAUUGAUUUGAUUGAACUUAGAAGCAUUGGAGAUAAAUCUAAUGUAGGUGACACCAUAACAAAAGUGCUCCUUCUAGAACAUGGUUUUGGUAAAUUGAUCAAGCACAAAAGUCUAAAAGUUGAGAAAGCUUUACAAGAAGUAUUGGACUUGAAGGUGGAGAGGAGGAACAAGGAGAAACUGAUGUCAGAGGAAAAGUUAGAGGAAGCAAGGGUUUUGGUGAGUUUGAUGAAGCAACAAGGGAAUCAUAUGUUCAGGUUGGGGAAGGUAGAAGAAGCUUUGCUGAGAUAUACUGAAGCACUUGAUGUUUGCCCUUUGAGGUUUAGAAAAGAAAGGAUGAAGCUUUAUAGCAACAAAGCUCAGUGUUAUUUGCUGCUGAAAGAUGCAGAUUCAGCUAUCAGUGAUUCGACGCGUGCUCUUUGUUUGUCCAAUCCUGCAAACUCGCAUGAUAAAAGCCUUUGGAGGAGGUCGCAGGCGUAUGACAUGAAAGGAAUGGCGAAAGAGAGCCUCAUGGACUGCGUUGUGUUCUUGAGCAGUUGGAUGACCAAGAACACAACGCAGUCCAAGCAUAGAGUCAAGAUUCCAUACCACGCUGCACGCAUGAUCUGCAAGCAGAUGGAUGCCACUUGGCUCUUUGCCAAUACUCGCUCGAAGGCGAAACAAAAUAUCAAUCUAGUGGUAGAAAAGAGAGAAGGAACUAAUGAAAUUGAAGGGGAUGAGAAUGAGGGCGAGUAUGAAAAGCAAAUCCUUGAUCAUAAGAUGAUGAUGAUGAUGGAAAAGAGAAGUCUCAUGCCCGGUCUAUCUACCAUUAUUGAAGAACCUUUUCAUGGAAAAAAUGCUAGUAGGAGAAAGAUGGAAAUAAGGGGAGGGAGACCAAAUGGCAGGUUAAAGUGAAGAAGAUAAAUGCUCUAAAAGAUCUAUUUAUAUAUCAAAAUGGCAAUGGAAUGUGCAGGUAUAAUAGAAUAGUCAUCAAUUAUGAACGAUGGCGUGACUGGUUUAAGUUAUAACCCAGCAGCACGCAUGGAAAUGGAGAGGACCACAUUUCCAUUUUCAAUAUAAUAAUUGUUGUUCAGAUUAAAGACAGGCAACAAUAGAACCACUCAAACUCUUAAAUCAUUCACGCUUACCAGAAGCUUCUCAUGUGAUUUUAUGAAGAAAAAAAACUUGGGGGGAAAUGGGUUUGAAGUUUGAACUUUGAAGACUGUCGGAACCACAUGGAUUUAGAGCUUCAAAGAAUUAAUGUUUUAUCUUAGUAUGCAAAAUGCAAAAAUGCUUAUCAGUUUGCUGAUUCUAUGUACACUUCUCAACCAAGUUAAUCACUACAUCAAAGUGCCA